GUUCCACUAUUGCUUCCAGCCAACCAGAGCGCGUCCUGCUCCCACAUUGCGCUGGAAGAGGGCGGUGGAUGGAAUUCUCAAGGAGGAUGUGUAUCGCUGUCAAAAUAAUAGUGGUGCUCAACGAAUAAUAUAGAUUUUCUUGUAAAUAUUUCCUGAGCUCACCUAACAAUGGACACCGUUGGCGUUAUCGUUUGGCUUUCUGUUGCUUGCAUGGCACAUUCGUCUGAUGUCAAACAUGGCGUUAUGUCGUGGGGAAAGAGUAAAAUGCAGCCUUUACUCCAGUAUAAGCAGAGGUCUCCCAUUCAGGCCGAUGUGGUCACCAUCCUGUCCCGGUCACAUGGGGACCGCAACGUCUACCCCUCUGCUGGAGUGCUGUUUGUGCACGUGCUGGAGAGGGAGUACUUCAAAGGGGAAUUCGCCCCGUACAUAAAGGCUGGUGACUCCAGUAACGACCCCAUCACAUUCAACACCAACCUGAGGGGCUAUCCUGACAGGCCGGGCUGGCUGCGCUACAUCCAGAGAACUCCACACAGUGACGGAGUACUUUAUGGCUCCCCAACGGCUGAACACGUUGGCAAGCCCACUAUCAUUGAGAUUACAGCCUACAACAGACGCACUUUCGAAACGGCCAGAAACAACUUGGUCAUAAACAUCAUGGCUACCGAAGAGUUUCCGUUGCCCUAUCAGGCCGAGUUCUACAUCAAGAACAUGAACGUGGAGGAGAUGCUGGCCAGUGAGGUGCUCGGGGACUUCCUGGGCGCCGUGAAGAACGUGUGGCAGCCCGAGCGCCUCAACGCCAUCAACAUCACCUCGGCGCUGGACCGCGGCGGCCGCGUGCCGCUCCCCAUCAACGACCUCAAGGAGGGUGUGUAUGUGAUGGUGGGGGCCGACGUGCCGUUCUCCUCUUGCCUGCGGGAGGUGGAGACGCCCCAGAACCAGCUACGCUGCAGUCAGGAGAUGGAGCCGGCCAUCAGCUGUGACAAGAAGUUCCGCGCCCAGUUCCACAUCGACUGGUGCAAAAUCAAUCUGGUGGACAUCACCAAAGUGGUGACGGUGUACCGCGAGAGGCCCAACCCGGGGCCAGGCGUGCUGCCGGACAUCGGCGAGUACGACCCCCCGUCCGAGGCCCUGCAGAGCCGCGACUACUUCUCCGACUUCGUGGUGACGCUGGCCGUGCCGUCGGCCGUGGCCCUCGUGCUGUUCGCCGUCCUCGGCUACGCCAUGUGCUGUCGCCGCGAGGGGGUGGAAAAAAGAAACAUGCAAACACCAGAUAUUCAGCUGGUGCACCAUAGCUCCAUCCAGAAGUCCACCAAGGAGCUGAGGAGCAUGUCCAAGAACCGCGAGAUCUCCUGGCCUCUGUCCACGCUGCCCGUCUUCCACCCGGUGAGCGGGGAGGUGGUGCCGCCGUUGCACCCAGACAACUACGAGACCACCAGCAUGCCCCUCAUGCAGACGCAGACGAAUUUACAAAAUCAAGUCCAAAUACCUCAACAGCAACCUCCUGGAGAUAAUUAUUGUAUGUCAACAUUUCGAAGGCUGGAGGUAAAUGGUAUUCCUGAUGAGAGAAAAGUGGCGGAAGCGCUGGAUUUGUGAUCUGGAAUUCCACACUUUGCCUUUGUUUUUCUUAUUAAUUUCAUGAUUAUGUUUUAUUGCAUUUGUACUAUAUGCACUCAUGCAAUGCUAGGAUGCAUGCAUUGCAGCCUAUUUCCAUGCUUGUAUCUGCUGUAAGCACUUUGGUUCAGGAAUACCAACGUGGAGUCAAGUUGUAAAUACUAAAUAAACUUGAAUAUGAUUCACAAUAGCUAUAUUCAAAAGAGGGGGUAUUUUUUAUAUGUAUAUUUUGCCACUGACGUUGAGUGGGCCUAAUUUGUUUUGUGAUUAUUCUAGAAAAAUAUCUACACCGUGCUUGCUUGUUUUUCACUGGAACCAUAGCAUAAAAGAAGUGGGAUGAGCAGGAAGUGCCUCUGGUCUCUUUUAAAACAUAAUUCAAAGUAGACAGUAUCCAAAAAGCAAAGCAAAAUCAAACUAAACAAAUGUUCUGUCAAUGCUAAUUGUUUUGUUCUCACCCCACUUAUUAAAAGUUUUUUGAGGAAGUCUUGCCAUGUUCUCCUUCCAGGUCUGAUAGAGUGACCAACUGGGUGCAGUAAAUGUGAAGGGGUGAACUUGACCAAAAAAUGGGCUCUCUGGUGAAGACAUACAGUAAUUUGCUAUCAUAGCUGCACCCACACAAUGUCAAGGUUUGAGGGUAUUACUGAUGAUGUGCAAUUAUCGCGUGAUGGCUUUAUGAUGCCAGUGGGCCUCAACAUAAUGCAUUUGUUUGUGUGAUCAUCUGCAGUGUAUACUAACAUGAGUGCAAGUGCUUCACUAUGACAGCUGUGAUGAAAUACAGUAUCACAUGGUGAUACAUUUGUGACAUCAUGUUUGUUGUUGUAGGUCUACAAUACACUAAAGUUGAGUUUGGUAAACUGGCCUUGCACUUUGCCGUUCUUGAUGUACUGUAUCAGAUGGAAACAAAAUAUGUGUACUUUGUCUUGACAUGGACAGAAGGUGAGAAGUGGAUGAAUGCUAUUCAGUUUUAGUAGUGCUUCAUUUGAAAC
Messenger RNA from Sardina pilchardus (European sardine), 2597 nucleotides. RefSeq names its product sarcoglycan, epsilon (gene sgce). Lineage: Eukaryota; Metazoa; Chordata; Actinopteri; Clupeiformes; Clupeidae. The transcript is spliced from 13 exons. The record is from RefSeq and is a predicted model, not a curated record. The coding region runs from base 169 to 1593 and encodes 474 amino acids. Gene Ontology annotation, cellular component: membrane; sarcoglycan complex.